Molecule: messenger RNA, 1928 nt
Organism: Pecten maximus
Lineage: Eukaryota; Metazoa; Mollusca; Bivalvia; Pectinida; Pectinidae
Product: AH receptor-interacting protein-like
Exons: 6
Coding region: 6-995 (329 amino acids)
Molecular function (GO): protein binding; peptidyl-prolyl cis-trans isomerase activity
Source: RefSeq, a predicted model, not a curated record
CGACCAUGGCUGACGUUCUUGCUGAUCUGCAGUCUAAAGGCAUUAUCAAGCGCAUUCUCUAUGGAGGCACUGGUGACGUACCGCUAUUCAGUGAUAAUACAAAAUUAUUCUUCCACUACCGCACAACCAAGUGCGAUGAGGAGAAGACACUUUUGGAUGACAGUAGAAAGCAUGACAAGCCUAUGGAGCUGAUUGUUGGAAAAAAAUUCAAACUUGAAGUUUGGGAAACUUGUCUAGUCACUAUGAGAGAGAAGGAGGUGGCUGAAUUCACAGUGUCCACUGCACAUGCUGCCUCUUACCCUUUAGUGGCUAAGAGUUUACGGGAUAUCUUUGAGAAGAAUGGUGCUCACACGCAGUCCACAAAACACUGUUGUGGUAUGAUGGCUAUGUCUGAGGAAGGAGUAGGGUACCCAGACCUCAAUGAACUCAUGAAGAAGCCACAGCCUCUUAUAUUUACCCUAGAACUACUAAAAAUAGAAAACCCAGGGGAGUACAACAAGGAGUCUUGGGUGAUGACUGAGGAUGAGAAGUUAAAAGCUAUUCCAACCCUUAAAGAAGAAGGCAAUGCCUUCUAUAAACAGAAACAGUAUAGAGAAGCUGCUGAGAAGUAUGGGGAGGCUCUCGGAAUGCUGGAACAGCUGGUGCUCAAGGAGAAGCCAGGCGAUAAGGAGUGGGCUGUAUUAGAAGAUAUGAAGACUCCAUUUUUAUUGAACUUUUCCCAAUGUAAACUCCUCCUUAAUGAUUUUUACCCUGUUAUCGAACACACUAGCACUGUCCUCAGUCGUGACCCAGAUAAUGUUAAGGCUCUGUUUCGGCGAGCAAAAGCACAUGUUGGGGCAUGGGACCCUAAAGAAGCAAAGGUCGACUUCAUGAGGGUGAUGGAGCUUGAUGAGACAUUAACAACUGCAGUACAAAAAGAAUUGAAGUCAUUAGCAGAAAAAGAACACCAAAAGGAUUUGGAGGACAAAGCAAAACUUAAAAACUUGUUUAGUUGAUAGAAUAGUUUCAGUAGAAAAUUUCAUAUAUACAGUUGAUUAUAUACAUUUUUGUAUGUAACCGGAGAGAUCUUUGUAUUUACCAAGAGUACUGUAAAAUACAUGUACGCAAUUAGAAAGCCAAGAUCCCUUGUAGGAAUUACAUUACUACUAUUAGGCAUAACGUUCCUCAAUGUAGAAAUCGUUGAAGUCCAGUGUUUCAAAUAUUUAUGAUUACAGGUGUACACAGAUUUAUAAUUACAGGUGUACACAGAUUUAUAAUUACAGGUGUACACGAAGCAGUGUUUUAAUUCAGAUGUAAAUAUAUUCAUAUUCAUUCACCUUUUCUUUCAAGUCUAUCAUAUUUUUUUAUGCGGCCAUACACUUUGCCCUAAUACGCUAAAUGAUCACAGUGUACUAGUGAUAUUGUUACAGUGGUUGAUGUUUAAUGGUCUGUUGUACUUGGUAUUAAUGGUAUUUUGUGUGAAAUGUGUGUAAGAUUGUGAAAGGAGGGAAGCUAUUAAGCAUAUUUUCUUUAGUUUUGAAUCCAUCACUUGUUGCUAUACAAUAUCUACUGAUGUACGAUUCUAGUAACAGAAGAAUACAUUAACAUGAAUGAUGGAAUCAGCUGGUUUUAUUAAUCUGUAAGCUCGACCAAAAACAAUACACCAGAGAGAUUAUAGUUUGUAUUAUUUUGCAAUGUUUUUAUCAAGCAAUAAGCCCUUGUCUGGUAAUAAGCCAACUCACAUGAAUUAUGUUGCAGUUCAGUGCAAAGUCAACAAGAUCUUUUUCAUAGUUCAUUGUUUACACUGACAGGGCUGAUGUAUUGGCCCCUGACUGAGACAGGGGUGAUGUAUUGGCCCCCUGACUGAGACAGGAGUGAUGUAUUGGCCCCCUGACUAAGACAGGAGUGAUGUAUUGGCCCCCUGACUAAGACAGGAGUGAUGUAUUGGC